This is a messenger RNA of Cinclus cinclus, 3770 nucleotides long. RefSeq names its product carnosine N-methyltransferase 1 (gene CARNMT1). NCBI's taxonomy places the organism in Eukaryota, Metazoa, Chordata, Aves, Passeriformes, Cinclidae. The record is from RefSeq and is a predicted model, not a curated record. The transcript is spliced from 8 exons. Bases 1 to 1338 code for a protein of 445 amino acids. Gene Ontology annotation, molecular function: S-adenosylmethionine-dependent methyltransferase activity.
AUGUCGGCCACGUGCGCCGUGUCCCGGAAAGCGCCGCUGCCAAGGCCGCGUCCCCAGGGCGAGAGGGCGCCGCCUGCCAAGGUGAUGCGCAGGGGGCUGCGGCGAGGCCGCGAGGAGGAGCGGGAGCAGCUGCCGUGUCCGGGAGAGAGCGCGAGCGGCAUGGGCGCGGAGGCCGAGGAGGGGCGGGCGGCACAGCUGAGCGACGAGCGGCGGCGGCGGCGGCAGCAGCCUCUGGAGCCGAGGGCGCUGAGCACGGCUUCGGCCAGGGCGGUGGAGGAGGAGGAACGGCUCGAGCGGGAACAUUUUCGGAGGAUCAUCAACGCUUUCCGAUACUACGGAACGAAUAUGCAUGAACGAGUGAACAGAACAGAGAGGCAGUUUAAGUCUCUCCCGGCUAACCAACAGAGUCUUCUUCCUCAAUUUCUUCCUCACCUUGACAAGAUUCGGAAGUGCAUUGAUCAUAAUCAAGAAAUACUGCAAACCAUUGUGAAUGACUGUGUUCAUAUGUUUGAAAAUAAGGAAUAUGGAGAAGAUGGAAGUGGGAAGAUUACACCAGCUUCAACAUUUGACAUGGAUAAAUUAAAGUCCACAUUGAAACAAUUUGUGAGAGACUGGAGUGAAGAGGGGAAGUCUGAGAGGGAUUCCUGCUACCAGCCAAUUAUUAGUGAAAUUAUAAAGAACUUUCCAAAAGAAAGAUGGGAUUUCUCCAAAGUUAAUAUCCUGGUACCUGGUGCUGGGCUAGGUAGAUUGGCGUGGGAAAUAGCUAUGCUCGGUUAUGCUUGCCAAGGAAAUGAAUGGAGCCUCUUUAUGCUCUUUUCUUCUAACUUUGUACUCAACAGAUGCUCUCAAAUUAAUUCAUGUAAGCUUUAUCCUUGGAUUCAUCAAUUUAGCAAUAACAGAAGAUCUGCUGAUCAGAUACGACCAAUUUAUUUCCCAGAUGUUGAUCCUCACAGUCUUCCUUCUGGUUCAAACUUCUCUAUGACAGCAGGGGAUUUUCAGGAAAUUUAUUCUGAAUGCAAUACAUGGGACUGUGUAGCAACUUGCUUUUUCAUAGAUACAGCGCAUAAUGUUAUUGAUUAUAUUGAUACUAUAUGGAAAAUACUAAAGCCUGGAGGAAUAUGGAUAAAUGUAGGUCCUCUCCUUUACCAUUUUGAAAACUUGGGAAAUGAACUUUCCAUAGAAUUAAGCUACGAGGAUAUAAAAAAUGUUAUCCUGCAAUAUGGAUUCCAUAUAGAGGUGGAGAAAGAAUCUGUACUGUCAACUUACACUGUGAAUGAACUCUCCAUGAUGAAAUACUACUAUGAAUGUGUGUUGUUUGUGGUGAGAAAACCAGAAUAGUAAUGGUCUGAAUAGGUUAAUGAGAAAAUCAUGUUGGUUUGAAAGCUAGAAAUGUGAAUAAAAUCAUCUGGUGAUACAUGGACACAACCUCAAAUCAGUGGUGCCUUCUUGUUCCUAAGAGGAUAAUAGAUAGUGUCUAUUUUCUUAAUCUCUGUAUUGCUAUUCAGACAUAUACUAUGCCAUGCAUAUUCAUAAUACACUUGUAAAAGAUUAAAUGUUCACAGGCACUGUCUUUGUGCUUUGGAAUGCAUUAAAUAAAAAAGCAAAAGUGUUUUCUUGAGAACAAAAUUUAAUCUUUGCCAUAACUAGACUAAUUCUCUGCUAAUGCUGCCUCAUUUCUCAUAGAUUUAUAGUGCUCUUUUUUUCUACUUGAUGAUAUUAGGAAUGCAUGGAGGUGCUUAUUGUACUAGCUGUAUCACCUUUAGAGAAGUAUUAGUAAAUGUGUACUUAAAUUAUGAAGUCUGAAAUGGUUGAGAAGUGGUAAAAUUAUUUUUGACAGAUAAAAUAGUCAUCAGAACUGAAGUAUGAUAUGAUAUGAUAUGAUAUUGCACAAAUUCUGAUGUCUGGCUGUACCACUAUUAAAGGUUUAAUCAAAAAACCAUAACCUGUAGGCUAUGUGAAAGCUGAAUACUGAGUGAAGAAAAAGCAGAAUAUCACAGAGAAGCAGUAUGUUAACUUCAGUUCAAGAAAACACUGGUCUUGAUUGAUCCUAAUGUUGCAACUGAAAUGUGUUAGAUGCAUUGCCUUCUUGAAAUAACACUGAUUUUGAGUCAUCAUCUUACUCUUUAAGCCAGAACUUUUAAAGUUGUAGGUAGUAUCACAAAAGUACCUGUCGGAGCAGUGAAGUUAUAUGUAAAUAUGUGCUAUAACCUCAUUACUUCCCUCUAAGCCAGGAAACACAGGCCAGAUGGUAGACAAUUUCCUUGUACCUUCAGACACACUAUUUCACCCUUGUGACUUCUUGGUUUCUACUACUAAUGUGUUUUUUUUUUUUCCUAACAGAUGUAUCUUAGGUGAAUAUUUAAUCAACAAGUCAUUAUAUAACCUACAAGAAGCUGUCAUGCCACAUGCAAUCUCAUGUCACUUUCAAGUUAUGUACAUGAGAAAAACCUUAAUUAACAGUCACUAGUCUGAGAUGAGGUAUUUUAUUUUCAUGAUAUAUUGACUACCUUAAGUGCCAUUGGGGAUGCAUUUUCAAAAAUAUGUUUAAAAUAUAAAACAAUUAGGAUGAGGGCUGAUAUUUUUUUUUUUUCAUAUUUAGCUGUAAGGACACUGGUCAGUAGCUUGUUUGUUUCUGAUUAUUUUUUGUCCUGUCUUUCAUGGUGAUGUCCUAAUGACAUCUCUUUUUAAUAGAUCUGUUACUGGCUUUUCAAUUUUUCUAAUCAAGGCCAGAAAUUUGUGCCUUUAUUCCUAAAUUGAAAAUCUGCAAGGAGGGAAAACAAACCUAAAAAAAAAACCCCAAUAUUUUCAACACUGUGUAAGAGCAUACGAUUGUAUAUGUUUCAGUAUUGUGCCCCUUUCUGCUUAGAAUUCUGAUUGAGAGCAGAGGCUUUUGGUACAAAUAAGUUUUGAAGUUUGGCUUAAAACUACUCUUCUUUGAAUUCUCGUUUUAAAAGUGCAUGAACUGUCAGAAGUUCUAGUCUGCUCUGGGGGAGAUCUGUUUAAGCAUUAAACACUGCUAUUCAGCAAAUAAUUUAAAAGUCCUUGUGUGGCUAAAAGUACAAAAACAGAUGCUUUAAUUGACAUAUUGUACCAUUUUAUCUUUGAGGCAAUUUGUGGUUCUUUGCUUUUAAUCUGCUUCUUUUAGGUAGAGUAUGAUUAGUAAUUUACUUGAUUUUCAAGCUUCUUGAAAUAAGACAGAGGCUAGGUGAAUGUCAAGUUGAUGUCGAGGAGCAUAUCUAUCUGUAAUACUACCCAGCUGCUGCCCCUUACACAGUGUAAUUUAAAAUGUGUUCUGUUUUUCAAAAAUAAGCAAUGGAACUCGUUAUUUAUGGUUGAGUGUCAAUAUCCUGUGGUCUGGUGGUUUUUCUUCCUUGCCCACUCCAUGUUAUCACAGGUGCCAUUUUUAUAUGUUCUCUGAAAAUAUUUUUACAUAUGGUGUAAUACAGUGAUGAGCUUUUAUUUCUAAUCUAGAAAAUGCUGUUUUUUUCCCAGAAUAUUCUGCUUUUAAAUUGCAACAGUCACACUGAGAGGUGGAAACAAAAUAGUCUUGUGAAUGAGCUGUUAGUAGUGUCUUACCUGCAGUCCCGUUUAUGAGUUCUUAGAAUUUGCGACUUGUACUGUAAUGCACAGGGAUAAUUGUGUAUUGUAGAAUUUGGUCAUUGUUUUAUUUAGUUUUAUAUGCGGGGGGAAAUGCUCAAGGUCUUUGUUAGCCAAGACUGUUUCUUUAAGGUCACUAUUAAAGUAUACAUGGUAACAGGUGUAAAAUAAAA